CCGAGCGCAGGAGUUCAUCAUCCCACGGGGCCACAUUUCGAAGUUGUUGUUGCUGCUCUAACCACCCGCGCAAGCUGCCGUUAGGCCAUGCGAAGGAUCUGUGCCCGGAUUUCCCCCGCCCAUCUCCAUCUCCAUCUCGGUCCCAGUUCCAAGACUCCUCCCUCCCUCCCUCGCAAGUCCCAGCUAGAUUCAAGAUCCCCAGGGCCCCGAUCGUCGAUCUUGGAGUUCCUCUGGGCUUGCUCAAUCGUUCCCAGCAAGAAAUGAACAUGAGGCCGGCCCUUGCGCGGCGAGUGCAUGGCGAAUUACGACACCGACGGAUCGAUCUGAUCUGAUCUGAUCUGGUGAAGUCUGGUCCUGUGCGAUUAUUGCGAAGGCGGGGCAUGGACCUAGGAAGUGGACUUGCAGCUCAAUCCAUCCACAUCUGACGAAGGCUUGAUCACGUCGACGUCGGAUGAUCGAGCCUUACUCGUCGGCAUAAUAAUGCAUAGCCAAGUCUGAGGGUGUUUUGGUGGGCUCCGCUCCGCUGGCUGCGAUGUUUGCGUGAAGGUUUGGUACUUAUCGUGGAAUCGGUAGUCAGGCCGAGCGAGCGAAGCGCCAGUAUCAUGAAGUGCACUGGAAUGAUAAAGAUGGUCCAGCCCGCAGAUUAUCUGAUGGUAGUGCUGAUUGUGGCCACUGUGUUCUUUCAAAGUGUGGCCUCGGAUCCGACUUUCGAACCGACAUCGUCGUCCAAUGUAUACAUAGUGCGUCUCAGAGGCGACUCUGUUCAGCAACGAGUUUCUGCAGCUGCUACGACUGCAGCGGCCGACCUCUCCUCGAAUUCUAGCAGAUUCGAAUUCCAGCCCGUGGAAUAUGCUGAAUAUCUGAAGUCAUCACACGACAACUUCCUGGCGCAGGUUCUGGCACCGAACAGCUACGAGAAACUGUACAGCUACACGUACCUUCUCAAUGCUUUAUCCGUUCAGCUCCGAGAGGGAGGCGACCAGGCGAAUGCCAUCAAAAGCCAUCCGGAUGUACUUUUCGUGGAGCAAGAAAGUUUGUUCCGCAAAGCGACAACUCAUACUCCUGAAUUCCUCGGUCUGCCUUAUGGGGCGUGGCAAUUGGCCGGAGGAGCAGAGCAUGCUGGCGAGGACAUAGUGAUAGGAAUGCUGGACACAGGAAUCAAUCCGAGCCAUGUUAGCUUCUCUUCGGAUGGUUAUGGCCCACUUAAAAACUGGAGGGGAAAAUGUGUUCUAUCGGUGUCUUUUCCAGAUGGGUCGUGCAACAACAAGAUCGUUGGAGCUCAAUAUUUUGCUAAAGGGAUCAUGGCCGCCAACCUGUUCAAUGCAACAUAUGAUUUUGCUUCCCCGCUUGACGGAGAUGGACAUGGAACACACACGAGCUCAAUCGCAGCGGGAAAUCGCGGAGUUCCAGUGAUUGUUCGCGAUCACAACUACGGCUACGCUAGUGGAGUUGCACCUAGAGCGCGGUUAGCAAUUUAUAAAGUCAUAUAUCGCGAUGGUGGAUUCUUAUCAGAUGUAUUGGCCGGUAUCGAUCAGGCCGUGCAAGAUGGUGUGCACGUCCUCAGCAUAUCUCUCGGGUCUACCAGUGGAACGUAUGGAGUGCCGGCCUUGAACACAUUCGACGUAGCCCUUCUGUUUGCAGUUAAAGCAGGAGUUGUCGUCGUUCAUGCAGCGGGAAACAAUGGACCGUACCCACUUAGUAUGAACUCCUUCGGCCCUUGGGUCAUAUCUGUCGCUGCAGGAAUCAGUGACCGUUCAUACCCAAACCCGGUGAUCCUAAAAAAUGCAGGAGCAUUUCCCGGAGCAGGAUUUUCAGCUGGAACUCCGGACGAAAAGUUUUAUCCGCUAAUCUACGCCGAAGAUGCUUUCGUGAACAGCACGAGUGCAUAUGACGCUGAGUAUUUCUCUUACUGCCAGGAUUCAGCUCCUUUCAAUGCGAGGCUUGUGAAGGGUAAAAUACUGAUGUGCAACUUCGUUGAGUAUUACUCCGGAGGUGCAGCUGCACAGUUUCAAGCUGCUCUUGCAACAGCUAAAAACCUGAGUGCAGUGGGGCUUAUUAUUCUGACAGAGCCCACUGAUAUUGGUCGCGAGAAAGGCAGCACAUUUGAUCCUAUUCCAUUCUAUCUACCGGCGAGCUUCGUAACAGAUGCAAAUGCUUCAUCGGAAAUCCUGGACUACUAUAAGCUGAAGACGAAGAAGAACAAAACUGGAUAUAUCUACGAGUUUGGAGCAUAUGCACGGCUCACAGAUUCGCGAGAAGCAUCUUUCAAGGUUGAGGCACCUCAAGUAUCAUCUUUCUCUGCGAGAGGUCCAGUAUAUGCCAACACAGUGACGUCUGUCAUAGCAGAUGUACUGAAGCCCGACAUUCUAGCCCCUGGUAAUCAAAUAUGGGGAGCAUGGAGUCCAGCGGGAAUUGAUAUGAACGGUUACAGCGGUCAAGAAUUUGCCCUGUUGUCGGGGACAAGCAUGGCCACACCUCACAUAGCAGGAGUCGUUGCCCUUCUAAGGCAGAGGCACCCAGAAUGGUGUGUCUCCGCUAUACAGUCGGCAAUCCUGACGUCUGCCACCCAGGAGGACACAAGAAGGAGACGUCUUCUCGCCCAGCAACCAUCCACAAAUGCUUCACUUCUGCUCGGACCAGGCACACCUUUCGACUUCGGAUACGGCGCUGUAAAUCCAACUGCGGCUCUAGAUCCAGGGCUGGCCUUCCUGACAGAGUACCAGGAUCAUAUCAACUUUCUGUGCACUCUACCAGGAGCAGAUGCCAACACAGUCCAGGAUGCCACUGGAGGUACGUGUAGAACACAUCCCGGAGCGCGGUCCUCUGACCUGAAUGUUCCUUCCAUCACUAUAGCAAACCUGAUCGGAACGCGAACAGUGAGACGAGUUGUGACCAAUGUAGCUGAUUGGGAGGAGACGUACACUUCUGCUGUACAUCAUCCUGGAGGGGUUGUAGUGGCUGUAAGUCCAGCCGUGUUCACCAUCAAGCCAGGUGGAACCGUAACUUUCCGGGUUACGUUCAGAGCUGCCAGCACAGUCCAAUCAUUCACGUUCGGAUCCGUAAUCUGGACAGGAAGCAAUAGUCAUGUAGUACACAUGCCUCUCUCGGUUUCGGCCAAUUCCGUCACUGGCUGAUUAGCAGCGACAUAAUCUCUAUAGUCCCUCCUUUUUGUUGUUUGAUGCGAAAAGGACCACAAAGUAUUCAGAGGGAGGAAUGGAAAUUGCUCACCUUCCAGCCUACUCUGUACCUUAGCGCGUUUGAUGUAGUGCAUGUUGAUGGCUUUGCGUAACUGUCAUCGACAUACAUUCCACUGCUAGCGUAGACAUUUUAGUGCGUGUAAAAAUGUACUGGUUACGACAGCAAAAGCAUGUAAGCUCGUUUAGCGAAUCAAUUUCCACAGUUUGGCCG
This is a messenger RNA of Marchantia polymorpha subsp. ruderalis, 3408 nucleotides long. NCBI's taxonomy places the organism in Eukaryota, Viridiplantae, Streptophyta, Marchantiopsida, Marchantiales, Marchantiaceae. The record is from the annotation of a GenBank genome assembly.